UCGAUCCACUCGUCGAUCGAGCGAACUGUGCCACUGAACCAAAGGCUACAGGGCGGAGGGGCGAUGACAACGGAGCCCUCGCCCCGCCGCGCUAGGGUUGGCGAGCCGGCGGCGGACCCGCUGACGUCCCUCCCGCCGCCCCUGCUCGACGCCAUCCUCACCCGCCUCGACCUCCCCGACGCGGUCCGUACCUCCGCCUUCUCUCGCGCCUGGCGCCGCCGGUGGGAGGCCCUCCCCUACCUCUGCCUCUCCUUCGUCGACAACCCCGGCACGGCCCCCUUGGCUGUCGACCGCGUUCUCGCUCGCUACCCCGGCCGCAUCUCCAACUUCUCCUUCCACGUCGACGAGCACUCCUUCGGCCGCGUCGAUGACUGGCUCGUCGCCCUCUGCGACCGCGGCGUCAAGUCCAUCAACCUCCGAUGCGCCUCCCCCUUCAUCCUCCACUCCUCCCUCUUCUUAUGCGCCCAACUCACGCACCUGAAGCUGUGCCAUUGCGGCCUGCCGCCUCUCCCGGUGGGAUUCACUGGAUUCCCCAUGCUCAAGGAUCUAAAACUCAGCUUUGUCGAAUUCCUGGAGAACGGGGAGAGCCAACUGGAGGCGAUUCUUGUCGGGUCACCUUUGCUUGAAACCCUGAAUCUUCACUUUGUGGAUAUCCGUGGGAACGAUCCAUACUCAAAUGUGUGGGUGAUUCGCGGGGCCAACCUCCGGAGCCUAACGAUAAAUUCUGAUUUUGAGUAUGACUGGCAAGUUAAGGAGCUGCCAUACCUCGAUUAAGCCGACAUCGAUGUGGGAAACUAUGUGAGCUCUAUCAAUUUCAGAGGAUUUCUUGCCAGCUUUGCGCAAAUUAGGAAGCUCUCUCUCUCUCUGUGUGCGUGCUACGCAUCGUCUACUGGAGGCGGUCUCUUGGAAACACUUCCAUUUACCUUUGACAACUUAAAGAGUUUGACCCUCUGGACACGUUUUUAUGAGAUGCGUUCCAUUGUGUUAACCUUUUGCGUACUAAGGAAUACUCCUAAUUUAGAAGAACUUGAAAUUACGACCUAUGGUGAUGGGGAUGCACCUGAAACAAAUGCAGAGUUUCUAAAUACACAAUGGACUGAUGCCUUCUGUGCCAACCUUCAGGCUGUGAAAAUGAAAAAUAUUGGCUGGUUGCAAAAUGAAAUGUAUUUCAUAGAGCUCGUUUUAUCUAAAGCAGCAGUUCUUCGCACAAUGCAUCUUAGUCUUGGUUGCAGAAGAUCAAAGUCAAAUGAGGAUGCACUCUGUGAACUAAUGACAUAUAGAAGGGCUUCAACCCAUGCUCGAGUCUUCUUUGACGGUAAAAAAAAAAUUUGACGGUAAAAAAAAAUCUUGAACUUCAGUCAGUAAUUAUCUGUAUUCCUUAGCCUAUAUUUAUGUUGAAGAAUAUAUGGAGUGUCUUACAAGUUUCACAUUCUUAAUUGGCCCUUGGGUUGAUAUAUUAUGUGCUACCAUUAUUGUCUAUACCAGAGAGGAGGGAAUAUUGAUGGAAAUAGGAUGAACACUUGUGUCAAGAGAAAUCACAUGUGAACAUGGAAAGCUUGAAAAUGAGUUUGGAUCUAUACCCAAGGUUUUCUUUACAAGAUCAUGACUCCCAUGUUUUCUUUACAGGAUGAUAACUUGAGUCGUUGAUCAUUUUUCUAAACGACUACCUUGUAGCCAGAUUCCAUUAUCAUCACAUAACAGAACAUGAAUUUUGUACUAUCUGCCUUUAGCUUAGUUGCCGCCUAACUCUAGCAGCGUCCCUUUAAUCUUUACGAAGGGAGGGUAGGGACAAAACAUUAAGUGCAAAUUAUCAGUACUGGCCACAGAACAAACCACUUAGUGAUAAUUUAGCUUUCGAGUAAGGCACAUUGGGAUAAAGAGUGAUAGCAUUGUGCUAAAGCAGUAUGGAUUUAUCUCAUGGGACAAAAAGUUGAUAGUGAUCCAACACCUUGUCGAUUACAGUGGGAAUCGAGAGUUUCAUCUUCAUGCUUCACUGAAUGCAUUACAUAUUUGUUCAUUAUUACACGUACUGCUACUUCGUUUUUAUUACUUUGUAUGUUGUUUAUUCAAGUUUAUGUUUUCUCCUGUUUUAUCACCUGCUUAAUAUCUUGCAACGAGUUGCACAAAUUCAGAAAGUGGCUGUUAUCCUUUUGCAGGUAAAAUGAAAUGAGCUGCUAGAUAGAGACGUGUCUUCCAUGCAAUUCUGGGAAUGGGCGCUGAUUACGUUCAGAUGGCUCACUUGCGUAAGACGGUGUCUGUUUAUCCCUUGAUCUUCUCUAACUAUGUACCUUGGGCGGCUGGGCUGUUAAAGAUAUGUAUCCUGAAGAAAAUGGUUGUCGUCAUGAGCUACUUUACUGCUCCGUUUGGCGCAUAAUUAUGUCUUGUAUGACCUGCAAAACUCUCCUUAAGAGAGAACUCUUGCUAUGUGAUUUUCCAAUGAAAACUUGCUGUGCACCAUUAGUUUAAUUUGCUUAGAAAAUGUUUGUAAGAGCUUACGAGUGGGAUAGUAGCAAUGACAAACAGUAUUACCUGUGUCCCAUAAUGUAAGACGUUUUUGCAGUUCAAUUUGAACUGCAAAAACAUCUUAUAUUAUGGGAGGGAGGGAGUAGUAAACUCAUAGCCUUGUGUUGCACAAAUCCCUUUGCCCAUCCCAUAGCAUUAGCGAAGCAACAUGCCUUGGAAAAAUUAAAAGGAGCAGGAGAAAAGCAACAGCUUGUAGCCUUGUAUGUUACUAUUAGUAUGAACAGGUUGGAUCAUCAUGUUCUCCUCUUUUG
Molecule: messenger RNA, 2774 nt
Organism: Triticum aestivum (bread wheat)
Lineage: Eukaryota; Viridiplantae; Streptophyta; Magnoliopsida; Poales; Poaceae
Product: F-box/FBD/LRR-repeat protein At1g13570
Exons: 3
Coding region: 64-774 (236 amino acids)
Molecular function (GO): protein binding
Source: RefSeq, a predicted model, not a curated record